Molecule: messenger RNA, 1419 nt
Organism: Schistosoma haematobium
Lineage: Eukaryota; Metazoa; Platyhelminthes; Trematoda; Strigeidida; Schistosomatidae
Exons: 5
Coding region: 429-1316 (295 amino acids)
Biological process (GO): D-ribose metabolic process
Molecular function (GO): ribokinase activity
Source: RefSeq, a predicted model, not a curated record
AGAAGAAGACUGGACACUCAUGGAAUAAUACUAGAAGGGAAAUAACAUAGUUCGUAGGCCUUCUGUCCUUACUAGAUAAAUUUGAAUCUGAAAUUUACAGGUGAAAAGGCGUGACCUUGAGACCACACACCUACUCACUAGGUUCAAAAGUGGUCUAUAAUUCGGAGUUAGAAUUUAAGAAAUGGUUCCCGUGACAAACUGAUUUCAUAUAUAUUGUUGAAUAAAUUUCACUUCAAAAUCCAAGAACUGCUAUACACAGUUCAAAAACCAUAUUCACGAGUACUAUUCCAAAGCUAGGAGAGACAGUAACUGGUUCGAGUUUUCUUCUUGGUUACGGGGGUAAAGGGGCGAAUCAGUGUGUGGCUUCCAGAGUACUGGGAUGCAACACUGUACUAAUAGGAAAAGUCGGAGAUGACUACUUUGGUGAAAUGUUUGUUCAGCACUUAAAACAACUUGAAGUGAACACUGACGGUAUAUCAAGAACAUCAAUGAAUAGUACUGGAGUUGCAUCGAUUACAGUUGAAACAAGAACAGGUGGAAAUCAAAUUAUCAUCGUCCCAGGUGCAAAUAUGCUUGUAUCAGAAAAAGACAUUUCUCUUGCUGAGAAACUAACCCUCUUGGAUACAAAAGUAAUGGUUUGUCAGUUUGAAAUCAAUCCAACAGCAACACUCUAUAGUUUGAGGCUUGGCCGUGCUAAAGGUGUAAAGACAAUUUUAAAUCCUGCACCUGGGCCAGUGGCUUCUGGAAAUCCUAAGAAGUUGGGGAAUUACGAAUUUAUGGAAGAUAUUUUGUCAAACUGUGAUUUCGUAUGUCCAAAUGAGUCUGAAUUUUGUUCUAUAACUGAGUCUGAUUCUGAAUCCCUUUUUUCCAAAGAUGAGAUUGGCUCACUGAAUAUAGAUGCUUUUAUUCCUGGUCUUACCUAUUUGCUUAAAAAGAAGAUCAAAUACCCCAUAGUAACUCUAGGAAGUAAAGGAGUUAUUGCAAUUUUAUCUGAACAAGAUAUGGAAAAUAUAUAUACCAAAGACGCUAGCGAAGUGGCUCGUAUUACUUUUGAUAACCAAAAGAAGUUGGUAGUGCACUUCUCAGCACCAAGUAAAAUUGAUGUAGUUGAUACAACAGGAGCAGGAGACUGUUUUGUUGGCUCACUAGCUUACUUCGUCGCAUGUCACGAGGACAUUACUCUAGCUGAACAAAUUAGACGAUCGGUUUGGGUCGCCAGCCAGUCAAUCCGUAAAAAAGGGACACAAUCUAGUUACCUGAAACGUGAUGAACUUCCUGAUACACUCUUUACAUUAGAAACAUUUCAGUGGCCAUAGUAGCUAAAAUCAAUAAUUUUUUCCAAUAUUGUUUGCUUUCUAAAAUACUUGGUAUGUCCUAUAUCCCAACUUAAAGAAAUAUAAAAGAUAAUUUACACUGAAA